CCAGUUUACGUAUCACUAUGGUUCGCUAGCAGACACGCAACAACGACGCAGUGUUCGACAUACUAUGCUCGGCUCUACUCGAUAUUGGAUCCUUGCUUUGGUAUCCUCUCUUGUAUGGCGGUUGUUGGCGGGACCGGCCGAGCAAGACAUCGGUCUCUUGCUCAGUUCGGAUCGCCCUUCAAAUGUCUUGCUCCUGACGGCACAUCCUGACGACGAAUGCAUGUUCUUCGCGCCCACGCUUCUUGCGCUCCAGGAACUUUCAAGCCAUCAGCUACCCACUAUACAUUCGCUUUGUCUGUCUGUAGGUAAUGCCGACGGCUUGGGUGACAUACGGCGCCGUGAACUCUCAGCGAGCUUGGACGUGCUUGGUAUCGCCGAGGGGAAGAGAUGGGUCAUUGACACCCCUGAACUCCAGGAUAACUUUACGGCAGUAUGGGACGCCCAGGUCAUCGCCGACGCUAUUCGACCUUACGUCCUCAAGCACAACAUCAAUACCAUAUUGACAUUUGAUCAUCACGGCAUAUCCUCUCACCUAAACCACAUCUCCCUUCCGCACGGCGCUGCACAUUUUCUUACCACGCUCCCGUCCUCAGCGGAGAAGCCGCCCCCACGCCUAUUCACGCUCGUGACAGUGCCGCUGUACGAGAAGUACCUGGGCGUUUUAUCGCCGCUCCUCAGCAAAGCGUCGAUUGCACUCUCGCGGAUCCCGCGUGACCCUCGCACAGCAAGCGGAGCUGCAAGGGUGGUUGCCGUGUCGGGUUUCGGCGGGUACGCGCGCGCGCACCGCGCAAUGCGAGAGCACUGGUCGCAGCUUGUCUGGUUCCGUUGGCUGUAUGUCUCGUUCUCACGCUACAUGUGGGUGAAUGAGUGGGUGGAGCUAACGCCUCCCACCUUGGCCCAAACUGCGAGUGGUACGCAGCCGUGACAGCGCGCGACGUUGGGUUAUUGCAACCUGGAUGUUGUAUACGAAUACUGUAUUGUAGAUAGUGCAAUACUCAUGGAGGCCAGUUAUACUUAGUGCACUGUUUGCGUGUCUACGUGCAAUUGUAAGACAUCUGAGCAAGCUCUGCCCUUGGUAAUAUCGGCAUAACUGCAUUCACAUGCUUCACGACCCACGAUGGCUUGGCAGCAGUUCUUCGCUCCUCGUUCAGUUGACGUACCCAACUGUGACCGCCAAUCCAUCUGUCGAUACCAGCAUCGCUAGAAAACACGUUUCUGCCGUUAAGGAGGAUCCACUCGGCCCUUCGUAUCUGUGCCGUACUGGGAAGCUCGCCAUUCCUGACAGGGUCGCAUCCGUUGGAGAGGGACAUACUGAGGGUGCCGACACGCUGAGAGACGCGAAGAUUCAACUUGACAGCUCGCAAGGCAAGAAGAACUGCGACGAUGGUGAAAUGGGAGCGAUCCUGGAGCAACUGGGCCAUUCUGGUAGGAUACAUGAUCACCGGCCGUGCAGUGAAGUUUGAGCAGCGGAUGGCGUCAGAAUGCUACCUAUGGUGCUUCGAAGCCAUUGUGCACCGUUGCCUUCGGAUGCGUCCUUGCGGGUCGCGCCCUUCCUCCACCACGCGCGUAUAUGCGCACCGAGCAUUGCCCCCAGCGGGCGCAGGAAAUGGCUCGCGACGCCCCACAGCGCGCCCUGCAGCAGAGGGCUGAGGAGCUGGUCUCGCGUCGUGAUCCACAGUAUCCGUCCCCACUGCACAUGGAGAACCUCUCCCGAACCCGUUGCGGCCGACUCCUCCUGCUCCUCCUCAACAUCCAAUGCCUUUUCCUUCCCCUUCUCGCUAGAUCUCGUUUGAUUAGGACGCUCGAGAUGCACGUAUUGCCCGACGCUACGAAGGUAACUGUACUCGAAGCGCAGGUCGGGCACUGGGGGGAUGCGGCGACGCUCGGUGAUGCGGCGGUAUCGGUCCUCGGCUUCCUCUGAGGCGUGAAUCAUGUCGUCGAGUGUCUGGAGACGGUGGAAUAGUUCUCUCUGCGAAGAUUCAGUGGUGCCACGAGCGUUGGUGGACAUCG
Molecule: messenger RNA, 2010 nt
Organism: Dichomitus squalens LYAD-421 SS1
Lineage: Eukaryota; Fungi; Basidiomycota; Agaricomycetes; Polyporales; Polyporaceae
Product: LmbE-like protein
Exons: 4
Coding region: 65-925 (286 amino acids)
Biological process (GO): GPI anchor biosynthetic process
Cellular component (GO): endoplasmic reticulum
Molecular function (GO): N-acetylglucosaminylphosphatidylinositol deacetylase activity
Source: RefSeq, a predicted model, not a curated record